Messenger RNA from Vespa mandarinia (Asian giant hornet), 1173 nucleotides. RefSeq names its product negative elongation factor E (gene Nelf-E). The record is from RefSeq and is a predicted model, not a curated record. Gene Ontology annotation, molecular function: RNA binding. Gene Ontology annotation, biological process: negative regulation of transcription elongation by RNA polymerase II. Gene Ontology annotation, cellular component: NELF complex. Lineage: Eukaryota; Metazoa; Arthropoda; Insecta; Hymenoptera; Vespidae.
UAUUAACAUACAUCGAUAUUAACAUUUUUUAUAAUUGAAGUCUUUAUAUAUCAAUACUGAAAUUGAAAUACGUUAUUUGAAUGCACGUGUCUUCCUACGAGUAAUAUCGAACAGCAGUUGGUAGCACUGAUUGCAAUUUACUGUUUUGUGUCUGCUAAAGAGUAUCGUCACAAUUUAAAUUGUGACAGUCGUAAUCAAUAAUAUUACAUGCAAAACAUGGUGUAUUUGCAUUUUCCGUCAAAUUUAACCGAAGAAGAGUUAAUGUUGCAGGCUAAAUAUAAUAAAUUAAAAAGAAAGAAAAAAGCAUUACAGGAUUUGAAAGCUCCUAAACAAGAAGCAGAACGUGUGCCACAAGUACCAAAACGUCCAACAGAAGCAAGAGAUGCUCGAGAAGUUGCAAAAAAAUUGAUAAAGUCUGGCGUUAUUACAGCACCAAAGACACCUAAGAGACCAGAACAAUCAUUUAAAAGGCCUCGUGGAUUAGAAAGAAAACUAAAUAGUACAGAGAAAACAAUAAGUUCCUAUCAACCAUUCUCAGCAGCUCAACUGGAAGAAGAAGAAAGUGAAGCAGUAAGGCCAAGAGUUAAAGAUUUAUAUGAUAGUUUUGUUAGUGCUCAAGAUGCAGAAGAUAGAACUGUAGUAGAUAAACAAACACCAAUUAAACAAGAAUUAAAACCAAGGGCUGGUAAUACAAUUUUUGUUUGUGGUUAUAAAAUAUCUGAAGAUUUCCUAAAAAAACAUUUUCAAACAUUUGGCAAUGUAAUUAAUAUAUCAAUGGAGGCAGAAAAAAAUCGAGGAUUUGUGACAUUCGACAAACCUGAUGCAGCUGAGAGAGCGAUAAGUGAGAUGGAUGGCAGCAUGGUUUCUUCUAUUCAGUUAAAGGUUUCAUUGGCAAGAAGACAACCAAUAAUAGAACAUAUAAAUGACGCUUCUUCUAGUUCAAUGUGGACGCCAAUAGCAGCUAAUUAUUCUCAAAAGAGUGUACAUAAGGAUAGACGCGAGUUAAAAGUUUACGAGGAAGAUCUUUUUCAGUAAAAUGAAAUAUAGUGGUUUAAUUUUUAAUCUUGUAAAUAUUCAAGUUCUUGUAUAUUUAUUGUUAAGAAUGUUAAGAAUAUUUGAUUAGAUAUAUUUAUACUAUUAUUAAAUAGCAUAAGACAGAAAUGAAAAAAUAAG